Topomyia yanbarensis is the source of this 1523-nucleotide messenger RNA. RefSeq lists its product as uncharacterized. NCBI's taxonomy places the organism in Eukaryota, Metazoa, Arthropoda, Insecta, Diptera, Culicidae. The coding region runs from base 75 to 1481 and encodes 468 amino acids. The transcript has 5 exons. The record is from RefSeq and is a predicted model, not a curated record.
UAUUUCGUUUCGCGCCCUGACGACGUCUGUGACUCAGUGGAUAGCUAAUCCAUCAAUAGUAUUAGUUCAAAGGCAUGAUUCGACCUGGACAUCGCCACGAACCGUGGAAUCAGUGCAAGGAUGACAAGUUCGGGGAUUCGCCAGUAUACAACUGGGUUGAAUGGUCGGUGACGGCUGGCGUUCAACCAGCGCAUGCGGUUCAAGCCGGUACCGAUUCCGAUGGAUCACCGAUAUUCGUUGGCCGCGUUAAUCACUAUGGCAGCGUAUUGCCCGCAAAAGUGAUUCCGAUACGUAGAGUAGCUUAUACGUCCAGCGAGGGAAUCGAAAUUUUCAAGGCUAAUAUUGAGGUACUGUGUGGGCUUGGAUUUACUUGGAUUCCCAGUGAAAGAGGUUAUGUUCCGAAGGGGGCAGUUAGUUGUGGAAACUCAGCCUUUGGCGAACCUGUAUACAUCGGGCGAGCCCAUCACGAUGGCAGUGUGACACCUGGCAAAAUAGUUCCAAAACAUGGCUGCUUGUAUAUUCCGUACGCUGGCUACGAGCAUGCCCAUCCACAGUACGAAGUGCUGGUUGAUGCUAGAAAAUCUCAGAAACAAAGUGUAGGAGGAAAAUGGGUUCCAGCUGAAACCAAAGGUUCUAUACCACCAGGUGCCCUCAUAGCUGGGAACGACAGCGACGGAACCCAAAUCUAUCUGGGGCGCGUCUACCGUCACGGAUUGGUUCUGCCAGCUAAAGUGAUUCCUCGCAAACAGAUGUGCCACACAGGUGACGAGGGACUGGAAUUCGAUAUGACCGAAUACGAAACGCUCUGUCACGCUAAUGUGUCAUGGGUACCGUUUCGUGGUGUAUAUCCGAUUAACGCGAUCGAAUGCGGCCUAGAUCGAAACGGUGAAAAAUUGUACUUUGGUCGCGGUCGAUACAAAGGAAGUUUAACGCCAGGAAAGAUUCUCGAAUGCAGCAAAGUCUUGAAAAUUCCUUUCGAUUGGAAGGAAAUCCCUCUGCGAGAAUUUGACAUUUUAGUAGACAAUAGUCACCCGACGAAUAAAUGCAGUCAAACACUUUAUUGGCAGUCUUCUACUAACAAAUCAUCGGUUCCAAAAGGUGCCUUGCUUGCAGGUUAUGAAAGCAAUCGAUCCCCGAUUUACUUGGGUCGUGUAAUGUUCGAAGGAAACCAACUGCCAGCGAAAGUGAUCCCGCGCAAAAACAUAUGCCACACGGGCCACCGAGGAAAAGAACAUGUUAUGUCAUCUUACGAGGCCUUAUGCAAUGCUAGAGUUUCCUGGCUACCCUUUCGAGGCAUCAUACCGCCCAAAGCGAUUAUUUGUGGCCGUACCCAGUGGGGUGAAGCGGUCUAUGUGGGACGAGGACCGUACAAGGGCAGCUUGACUCCUGGCAAGAUAUUGGAAAAUGAAAAGGUGCUGAGGAUUCCCUUCGAUUGGAACGAGGUAGCGAUUAGAGAUGCCGAAAUCUUGGUGGAAAUUUGAAUGCGUGUGUUGCUUUUUAUUAGGUUCAGAGUUCGAAUAGAA